AUGGGCAGCACCAACCAGCUUACCGCCCUCGAGGCCUUCCUCCAGGGCUGCCCCACCAUCAAAUACAUUCCACCUUCCUCUCCCGAGUACGCUGCUGCUCGUAAACCCUGGAAUGGUGCCCGUUUAGACAACCCACUGGCUGUAGUUCAGCCGCAAUCGCCGUCUGAUGUUGCCGCUCUGGUUAAACAUGCCAAGCUAAACUCUCUUCCCUUCACCAUUCGAUCGGGUGGCCAUAACCUGGAGGGCCGCUGCGUUGCUCAAGAUGCGCUACUGAUUGACAUGCGCGCUCUGACUGGAGUGACGAUCGCGUCUGACCGCAAAUCUGCCACGGUCCAGGGCGGUAUUCUCCAGGAUGAGGUCGCCAACAAGCUCUGGGAACAUGGUCUAGCUACUCCAACUGGAGCAAUUCCAACAGUUGGCUACGUGGGUUGGUCCACGUACGGCGGAUACGGGCCCUUUUCAUCACACUGGGGUCUCGGAGUGGACCAAAUCCUCGGCGCGACCGUUGUCAAUCCCAACGGUGAUAUCGUCAAAGCCGAUGAGGCUCUUCUAGAGGGUAUCCGUGGCGCUGGCGGUGUCUUUGGAGUAAUCAUAGAUCUUACAAUCAAAGUCUAUCCCCUCACCAGUCUUCUGGCUGGGCCGAUAUUGUUCAACCCAACUGAUAUCGUGAAGACUUGCGUGGAAUUUAAUGCGGCCUACGAGAAGCUUCUUGACUCUGAAGGUAUACCCCCGCAGCUCACCAUCCAACAGAUCUGUUUCAAUGGGCCCACCGGACGCGCUUUUGGCGCCUUGUUCUUGUGGAGCGGCACCGAUAUCGAGGAAGGAAAGCGAUGGAGUGAAAAGAUCGCUGGCCUUGGCCCUCUUCUGGUGAACCUGGUCGCACCUACCACAAUUCCAGAAUGGUUUGCCGCCAAUGGCGCUAUUGUUCCCUCAAACAUUGCCGGCUCUGGCUUCUCGCACAAUGCCCGCCGUAUCACCUCGCCCCUGGCCGAGGCAAUUGGACGCAAUCUUGUCCAGAUGCCAUCUGACCGUGGUGCCAUGUUGUCUAUACAUCAGCUCCGUGGGCCAUCUGCAGGACCUCAGAAUCACGCGUCAGUCUUUGCAACCCGUGAGCCGCAUUACAUGCUCGAGCUCUUGGGAUAUGUUACAAGUGGCGAUCAAGAAGUGUCACGCCAAUGGGCAUUCUCCACUGCUGAAGAAAUCAAGCGGGCCGACCCGGAGAUUUUGCUUCCAACGGCUUAUGUCUCCGUGUAUAACUCUGCAAUUCAGGCUAAGUCAGCGACUGAGGCGCUUGAUAAGACGUAUGGUCCUAAAGCAGCAGUGUUGAAAGACCUUAAGGCAAAGUUUGACCCGGAGGGUGUCUUUUCCCUGACGGUGCCAGCUUUGAAAUAA
Molecule: messenger RNA, 1392 nt
Organism: Penicillium daleae
Lineage: Eukaryota; Fungi; Ascomycota; Eurotiomycetes; Eurotiales; Aspergillaceae
Product: FAD-binding oxidoreductase
Exons: 2
Coding region: 1-1392 (463 amino acids)
Molecular function (GO): FAD binding
Source: RefSeq, a predicted model, not a curated record